This is a messenger RNA of Hydra vulgaris (swiftwater hydra), 668 nucleotides long. NCBI's taxonomy places the organism in Eukaryota, Metazoa, Cnidaria, Hydrozoa, Anthoathecata, Hydridae. The record is from RefSeq and is a predicted model, not a curated record.
AUUGUUGCAAGAUUCAAUGUACUUAUCCUUUUUAGUAGGUAAAACUUUAAUUUUACACAAUGUCUCAGCAUUCAGAAAAAGAGUGUAUUGACGCUAACACAACAAAUAUUGGUCUUUGCACAUCUCCUUUAAAUAAAUGUGUAUGGAAUAUGGCUAACACAAGAGUAUUAUUAGAUUUAUGGAAAGAUAAUAACAAAGCAUUAACAUCUGCAAGAAGAAACACAAAUAUUUACAAACAAAUGGCAGCUGAAUUUUCAAACACAUUUAAUAUCGUACCUCUGUUAACUGGAUAUCAAAUUCAAUAUAAAAUUAGUAAUUUGAGGAAACAAUUUAGACGAGAAAAACUUCAAGUUGAUUCAUCGGGAGGAGCUCCUAGUAAAUGGUGGCCUUACGAUAUUGUUGCCAAAAUAAUAGGUAGUGAAGCUUCCCUUGACAAUGACCUUUUAUCUCAAAGUCAAAACUUUUCUACUCAAGAUUUUCAAGAUGGUCAGGGAAGGAAGGGAGUAAAAUGACUUCAAGUCAAGUCUUUUAAAGUUAAGAGAUAAAUUUUGAUUGAAACAUGAUUUAUAAUCAUUUCUCAAAUGUGUAAUUUUUUUAAUGUGUAUAUUUUAUUUACAGAUUGCCACAAUGGAAGAUGGCAAGGAGACUGUCAGUAUUUUAAAUAUUGA